Messenger RNA from Sarcophilus harrisii (Tasmanian devil), 3251 nucleotides. RefSeq names its product heparan sulfate 2-O-sulfotransferase 1 (gene HS2ST1). The record is from RefSeq and is a predicted model, not a curated record. Gene Ontology annotation, cellular component: membrane. Bases 29 to 1102 code for a protein of 357 amino acids. Gene Ontology annotation, molecular function: heparan sulfate 2-sulfotransferase activity. The transcript has 7 exons. Lineage: Eukaryota; Metazoa; Chordata; Mammalia; Dasyuromorphia; Dasyuridae.
AGCGGCGGCGGCGGCGGCGGCGGGUUUCAUGGGGCUCCUCAGGAUUAUGAUGCCGCCCAAGUUGCAGCUGCUGGCGGUGCUGGCCUUCGCCGUGGCGAUGCUCUUUCUGGAGAACCAGAUCCAGAAGCUGGAGGAGUCCCGCUCCAAGCUAGAAAGGGCUAUUGCAAGACAUGAAGUGCGUGAAAUCGAACAGAGGCAUACGAUGGAUGGUCCUCGGCCGGAUGCAGCUCUGGAUGAGGAGGAAGACAUGGUGAUCAUUUAUAACAGAGUCCCUAAAACUGCAAGCACUUCAUUUACCAACAUUGCCUAUGACCUCUGUGCAAAGAAUAAGUACCACGUCCUCCACAUUAACACCACCAAAAAUAAUCCAGUGAUGUCCCUGCAAGAUCAGGUGCGCUUUGUGAAGAACAUAACUUCCUGGAAAGAAAUGAAACCAGGGUUUUAUCAUGGACAUGUAUCUUACUUGGAUUUUGCAAAGUUUGGUGUUAAAAAGAAGCCAAUUUACAUUAAUGUCAUAAGAGAUCCCAUAGAAAGGCUGGUUUCUUACUAUUACUUCCUACGAUUUGGAGAUGAUUACAGACCAGGCUUACGGAGAAGGAAACAAGGAGACAAAAAGACUUUUGACGAAUGUGUGGCCGAGGGAGGCUCAGACUGUGCUCCAGAAAAACUCUGGCUUCAAAUCCCCUUCUUCUGUGGCCACAGCUCGGAAUGCUGGAAUGUGGGCAGCAGAUGGGCCAUGGAUCAAGCCAAAUAUAAUCUGAUUAACGAAUACUUUUUAGUGGGAGUCACUGAAGAGCUCGAAGACUUUAUCAUGCUACUGGAGGCAGCCCUGCCCCGUUUCUUCAGAGGGGCCACAGAACUCUAUCGGACAGUAGGAAAGAAAUCUCAUCUUAGGAAAACCACAGAGAAGAAGCUCCCCACCAAACAAACCAUUGCAAAGUUGCAACAGUCUGACAUCUGGAAAAUGGAGAAUGAGUUCUAUGAAUUUGCAUUGGAGCAAUUCCAGUUCAUCCGAGCCCAUGCUGUUCGGGAAAAAGAUGGGGACUUGUAUAUUCUUUCACAGAACUUUUUUUAUGAAAAAAUUUACCCCAAAUCGAACUAAGAACACCACGUUCCUACUAGAUCCAUGGAUUCAGAGUUUGACCACAUCUCCUCCUUGGUUCUCAGCUCCAAGAUCCAGAUUGCUGGCAAGCCUGUGAGAUGAUUGACUGUUGAGCUGAGAUUUGGGCUGUGAAGGACAUUGAGCAAUCAACAAGUGGACAACUCCUGGAAAUAUCAGUCUUCUGAGAAGCGUAAGCUUCAGGUCUUUCUUUCAGCCCAGGCUUUGGGUCGGGUUAAUAGCCUCUUGUCUAAAGAAAACUACACAUUUGUUUACCAAAAUUCACAUGCAGCACAGCUCUAGUUGAUGAUGAGAUUUCGGAGAAGCAUCCUCUCCUCUGUUUUUGAUUUUUAGAGCAGCUGUCUUUACCCAAGACAUCCAUAAAGAAGAAACCAUCUGUCUCCCUCAUCUUCCCAUGGAGAUUCGGGCUCUAUGGUCUUUGUUGAAUAGUGUUAACGACCGGUUGGCCUCUCCUACUUUGUUAUUGUGAAUACCGUCAACUUAGAAUGUCCAAUAAUGUUUGCUGAGAAAUGUGGUUGCUGCUGUUGGAUUCACCCAUAUUUAUAUAGGUUUUAAUAAAAAGAGAAUAUCCAGUUGUGAGUGUUAAGAAGGAACUAAACCCAAUAAUGUAAACAGAUAGAAAAAUCAAAGCAGUAUUUCUCCCCCCUACCCCCUACUUCCUUACCAACUGUGGUUUGGAAAAUCAUCAAAGAAAGAUGUUGUUUUAGUUCAGAUUUAACACAUUGAUAUUAAAAGUGACUUCAUUAUCUAUUCCUUCCAAAAUGAUUUGUAAUGGAUAUAUUGAUGAUUCCAUAUUAUAACUCCAUUGGUGAGCUGUGGUAUGGUUGGGAUUUUCCUACUACUUCUAUACUUUUACCUGUAGAAUAUUUUUACUAAGGUGCUUUUUAAUGUGUUUUAAAGCAUUGCAUUUACAAAGGACUCAAAUGCUGUAAAUAUUGCAUAUUUUAUGUAUUUGGACCAAAAGGCUAUAAGUAUCUAGUUUAAAGUGGUUUUGCACCAAUUUUGUUAUGUCGAGUGAAAUCACCACUCCAUCUACUGUUCUGUUUCUCAUUCGGGUCAACUAACGGCUGGACAUAACUGAAAUGUACUUCAACAAUUUUGAAUGUUAAUACAGAAAGCACCAGGCAGGCCAGGUGGAAGCAAAAGGUCAUAGUGGAAAAAGCCCUGGACUCGAGUCAGGAGACAUGAGUUAUGAUCCUGGCUCAAAAAUACUGGCUGAGUGACUAGAAGGCGAGUCACUUAGCUCUAGGGCCUCCAUUUUCUCAUCCAUAAAAUGUGGAUAAUAAUAUCUUCCCUACUUACCUCAUAGGGCUGUCAUAAGCAUCCAGCAAAAUUGGUGAGAGCGCUUUGGAACUGGUAAAGCAUUGUGAAACCAUAAGUCAUUAUAAAAGAUAUUUUUAAAAAACCAACAUUUGUACCAUGAAAUAUUUUACCAUUCAUCCUCCAUUGCAUGGGGGGAAAGAGGGAAAAGAUUCCACCUGUAAAUCGUUUGGAAAAAAUACACCAAACUCGAUCCUGAUUCAUGUUGGAUAGAAUUCUUCUUUCAGCGUCAUGUUUUGGCAGCUAUUUAAAUGUGAAAUCACCUGGUGAACUUAUAAACCUAUUAAGAUUCACAAACAGCUGUUUGGAUUCCGGAGGUACCCAGAAAUAUGAUUAGCUGAUUGUGGGAGAGGUAGGGGGAAUAGAACAAACUUUGUCACCCAGAAUGUGAAAGAUUUCCCAGUUUUCAUUGUACAGUCAUAAUCAAUGCAUAUUUUUCUAUUUACCAUUUCUAAAAUAUGUAUUGCUGAGUUUGACUUUCCUGUUCCCCUCUCGAUCUCCCCCCUGACUUAGAAAAGGAACCUUCUGAUAAAAUUUUAAGUAAACAUGGCCAAGGAAUGCCUCACUCCAUCAUAUGAAAGCAUUUUGAAUGUCGCCCUAAAGAAUAUUUUUACCUGUCAAAAAAAGGGCACUGGGAUCAGGACAAAACUUCUAAAGGUAUUUGAAGAAAAAUGCAAGAGGGAUAUUGAAAAGAAACACUUAAAAAAUCUGAAUCACAUCUGAAUGCUGAGAAGACCUUGCUGGGUACCUGGCGGUUUUUGACUAAUCUCAUCUUCCAUUUAUUUAUUGGAAUAAAUUGUUUAUUUGGUAA